AUGAAUAACUUGGACGAGGUGACCGAGCAGUACAAGGAGAAAUUCCCACACCUCAAGUCCUACACAGAGUGCAUGUCGAGGACGUUCAUAUCGGGACUGGCUUCCACGUGCAUCACUUUCUCCGCCACGUACAUGGCUGUCAGCCUGCUGAAGAACAAGCUGCCGUCGUCGCGACCGGGCAAUCUGAACGUCAUGGCGGCUGGCAUCCUGGGCUCGUUGGUCGGAUUCCAGGUCGUGUACGUGCGCACCAAGGCGUGCAACAACGGCUGGCUGGCGGCCGAGAGCAAGGCGACGUACCUGAGCCCGGCGGUGCGCCGGCCGGCUGACGACAGUGCGUCGCGCGUCGACUGA
This is a messenger RNA of Pollicipes pollicipes, 351 nucleotides long. RefSeq lists its product as uncharacterized. The transcript is spliced from 3 exons. The record is from RefSeq and is a predicted model, not a curated record. The coding region runs from base 1 to 351 and encodes 116 amino acids. Lineage: Eukaryota; Metazoa; Arthropoda; Thecostraca; Pollicipedomorpha; Pollicipedidae.